Messenger RNA from Ectocarpus sp. CCAP 1310/34, 1320 nucleotides. The record is from the annotation of a GenBank genome assembly. NCBI's taxonomy places the organism in Eukaryota, Phaeophyceae, Ectocarpales, Ectocarpaceae.
AUGCUGCUGCUGCUGCUGAUUGUUCAUGCCGGGGGACACGGGGUGCAGUACACCGCCACCGCCUCAGGGGGGGGGACAGCCUUCCGAUUUGCUGACGGCGCAGCGCAGUGGACGGUGUGGCAGCUCUGCGACUCAGGCUUGCCCACCGGCGGGUUUGCGCACUCCGGGGGGCUGGAGGCAGCGGCAGCGCAGGGGAUCGUCAGAGCUAAGCAUACAGGGAGCCUUCUCCGGUUUGUCCGCGGCGCCUUGGCCAACGCCGCCUCCUUGCAACUCCCGUUGUUGCGGGAAGCCCGGAGGGCGCGCACGCUGGAAGCUUGGUUGGAGGUUGACUCCGUUGCUCACGCCUGCAUCACGGCGGAGGCGGCGAGGAGAGCCUCUCUGGCGCAGGGGGCGGGGCUCCUUCGAGCGGCUCAGGCGAUGUUCCCCCUCGGGGAAGAAUGCGGCGCAAUUAUCAUCGAGUUCCGGGCUUUGGUCCGGCGGGGAGGAUCCGCCGCAUUCUCCGAAGCCGGCGGGGGCGGCCGCGAUCAGGCAACGAGCGAGGGAAAAAGCGGCGGAAGUGGGACGGAGAAAUCCCGUACCAGCAAGAAGAAGGCUGGCGCGGCGUCGGCGCUCGUGACCGCUCGGGGGCACCACGCUCCGGCCUUCGGAGUGGUGUGCGGGGCUCUCGGCAUCGAGGAGAACGAGGCGGCGCGGGCCUUCAUGUUCCUCGUGGCCAGAGACGUCUUGUCCGCGGCGACGAGGCAUGUUGUCCUUAAUAGGCCCGCUGGAGGCGGGUAGGCUCGUCAGCAGCCUCUCCGGGUACGUUGAAUCCCUGCUAAGGGUGGGAGAUGUCGAAAAUGUCGGAUAUGUCGGAGGUCCGACGGGGGGGGUCAGUGGCAGAGACGACGACAGCACCGAAGAAGGAACGGAUUUGCCGGGGCGGUUAUUGUCAGAAGAGUGGGGCGGGGGAGGCGGGGUCGCUGGCCGCGUCUGUCAGGUCGACCCGGUGCAAGACGUCGUACAGGGCUUGCACGACAGGCUGUACUCACGCAUGUUCAACAGCUAGCUGAGAGAGCGGCAGGGAAGGUCGCCCGUUGUGUAUUUCUAAGUUUGGCGUGUUCGCUUCUUUAGCUUCGGGUGGCGGAGGCAGAUGGUUCUUCGGUGUCUCUUCAGACGUAUAUUGUACCCUUUCGGGGUUGCCCAUCGCUCACGACGUGUGUAAAGUUCAGCUGUUCGGGACGUGUUGUCGAGGGGGGGAAAGUGUCGAGAGAGGUGGCUUUGAUCGCUUCCCGCCCUCCCCCCCUCCCGGUGUUUGCCAUGGGGGUUGGGUUUUCGUCGCUU